AGUCCAAUCGGACGCAAUGGUGACUGACUGUUCAACCCUCCUAAUUCCCUAGCCGAACGGUCCGUUCCGCUGUCAACCGAAUGCAACCUCCAUAUCAGAGAUACGAAAUUGCGAAGGUUGAGGACUGUUGCUAUCAACAAGUUUAGGUCCCGGUUCAUUACCCUCUGCUGACGUACCCCGAACCCUCCUAGUCCGCCAUUUGGGCACGGACUUAGCUGUCUAAUUGCAGCUUACCGAGUUGGAUCCCGUUGCCAACCGGAACUUGCAUGUGAGAUACCACCCUCCAGCCUCCCCACUCCCUAACCUCGCCCCUUUUCGCUGGACUGCCCCAAGAGAACAUCUAAACUGACCUUUUCUUGCUUAAGCCUCGUGCUCUUUUUUUCCCUAUUCAUUGCUCCUCCCUCUUCCUGCUCUAGGUCUCCCAGCAUGUUUGUUCUGCGUUCCGUUGCUCCACGGAAGGUACGGGCUAUAAGCCAUCGUCUAACGCGGACUAUUAGCAAAUCCGUACCACGUUCAGCCCCGGAUGCCUACAUCUUAUCCGCAGUUCGUACUCCAACCGGAAAGGUAUGGCAUAUGACCUGAGGAUUUACACCCAUAAAAACUGACAACCCACAGUUUCAGGGAGGAUUCAAAGACGUCCCUGCUCCGCAACUGGGAUCCUACGCUGUUAAAGAAGCCGUCUCCCGGGCAGGUGUCCCACCUGCAGAGAUUACCGAUGUCUACUUUGGCAAUGUUUUGCAAGCCUCUGUUGGCCAAGCUCCGGCAAGACAGGUCGUCUUAUUUGCCGGCCUAUCGGAGACGACUGAAGCAAUUACUAUAAACAAGGUUUGUGCUUCGGGGCUUAAGAGUGUUACACUUGCUGCACAGAAUAUCCAGUUGGGUCAUGCAAAGUUACAGGUUGCUGGAGGUAUGGAGAAUAUGAGCCAAGUUCCAUAUUAUUAUCCUCGAAGUACCCCUUCAUUUGGCCAUGUUACAGUUCAGGAUGGCUUGAUCAAAGAUGGGCUCUGGGAUGUAUACGAUCAGAUUCAGUAAGUACUGGGUGGCUGGUCCAGCAAUGAAGGGAAUUGGGCUAAAGGGGCAAUCUAGCAUGGGGAACUGCGCGGAGAAAACUGCUAAAAACCUUUCCAUCUCGAGAGAGGAGCAGGACGCAUAUGCAGUCGAGUCUUACCGCCGGGCAAAGAGAGCCUGGGAUUCCGGAGCCUUUGCGGGAGAGGUCACUCCUGUCGCCGUCAAAACAAGAAAGGGGGAUGUGAUUGUUUCGAAAGACGAGGAAUAUGAAGAAGUAAAGUUGGACAAAAUCCCCACUCUUAGGCCCGCAUUCCAGAGAGAAGGAGGUACAAUAACGGCGGCAAACGCGAGCACAUUUAGCGAUGGAGCAAGUGCCAUUGUGAUUGGGGAUAAGUCUAUAGCGCAGAACUACGGGGGAAAUAGUAGAGUGCUUGCGAGAAUAGUUAGCUAUGCCGAUGCUGCCACAAAGCCUGUUGACUUCCCCUUAGCGCCCACCCUUGCUAUUCCAAAGGCCCUAGAGAGAGCUGGUUUGGGAGUUAAGGACAUUGCAAAAUGGGAGAUCAAUGAAGCGUUUGCUGCUGUUAGCAAGGCUAAUGAGAAGGCACGUGCAACUCAACUUCGUCACGCGAGCACCAGCGGUUUUCGUUUGUAAAGCUGAUUUAGUAAACAGGUUCUCGGCCUUGAUCCUACCAAGGUCAAUGUGAAAGGAGGGGCGAUCAGUUUAGGACAUGCAUUGGGCUCAUCAGGAUCCAGGAUUCUGACGACAUUGCUAUACAUUCUCGAACCCGGAGAGUACGGUGUGGCGGCAAUUUGCAAUGGUGGAGGUGGGGCGACUGCGGUAGUUGUUCAACGGAUUGAGAGUGUAAAGUAACUAAUGGUGAUUGAGUGCCGUAAGGACAUUGCGGGAAUAUUGUGUUGGCACACUUUGGGGAAUCCAGACGGAAUGUUCCUAUAGUUUGACAACUAUCGGGAACUGGGCGUAUUCAAAUGUCUGGGCGGCCGGUGGGUGACGGUAUCUAUCUUGCAAGAAACAGUGGAGUAACCGGAAAUUGUGAAAUGGAGCGACAAAAGGAACGAAUAACCCCUCUAUCCCAAGUACUGUAUUGUACUUGUACAGGCCUUCAGGGUGGGAAGGAAGUCUCGAGAGUGUCUUCUGUUCCAGGUUUGCAGGAUUAAAUGCUCUGAGUCCCUGCGCAGAAAACUGGCACCGCACAAAACUUCUAGGGUGCCAGUAAUCGCGAAAUGAGUUGGCAGAAGUUAUCUGAAAUGGUCAGAGGGAUGUGAAAAAAGGAAAAGUGUGAGUAAGGUUUUGGAGUGCCAGGAAUUGUACAGUAAGAGC
Messenger RNA from Tuber aestivum (summer truffle), 2347 nucleotides. NCBI's taxonomy places the organism in Eukaryota, Fungi, Ascomycota, Pezizomycetes, Pezizales, Tuberaceae. The record is from the annotation of a GenBank genome assembly.